Messenger RNA from Eurypyga helias (sunbittern), 4045 nucleotides. It is a transcript of the gene PPP1R13B, whose product is annotated as protein phosphatase 1, regulatory subunit 13B. Gene Ontology annotation, molecular function: transcription factor binding; p53 binding. The transcript has 16 exons. Lineage: Eukaryota; Metazoa; Chordata; Aves; Eurypygiformes; Eurypygidae. Bases 1 to 3252 code for a protein of 1083 amino acids. Gene Ontology annotation, biological process: negative regulation of cell cycle; regulation of apoptotic process; apoptotic process. The record is from RefSeq and is a predicted model, not a curated record. Gene Ontology annotation, cellular component: nucleus.
AUGAUAUUAACUGUGUUUUUGAGCAACAAUGAACAGAUUUUGACAGAAGUUCCAAUUACACCAGAAACAACCUGUCGCGAUGUAGUAGAGUUCUGCAAAGAGCCUGGUGAAGGAAGCUGCCAUCUGGCUGAAGUAUGGCGUGGGAAUGAGCGUCCCAUACCCUUUGAUCACAUGAUGUAUGACCACCUACAGAAAUGGGGUCCCCGCAGGGAAGAGGUGAAAUUUUUUCUUCGGCAUGAGGAGUCACCAACCGAAAGUAAUGAACAGAGUGGACGUCAAGCACAAAAUCAAAGAAAUGGCAUAAAUAUACCUGUGGAGAAACGUACAGAGAAUGGGGUUGGAAAUCCACGUGUUGAGCUCACUCUUUCUGAACUUCAAGAUAUGGCUGCCCGACAACAGCAGCAGAUUGAAAAUCAACAGCAAAUGUUGGUUGCGAAGGAGCAACGUUUGCGUUAUCUGAAGCAGCAAGAACGUCGUCAGCAGCAGUCUGUUUCUGAGAGUGAAAAGCUUCAAAAACUUAAAGAACGUGUUGAAACCCAGGAGACAAAGCUGAAAAAAAUCCGUGCCAUGAGAGGACAAGUGGACUACAGCAAGAUCAUGAAUGGCAAUCUGUCAACUGAAAUUGAGCAUAUAAGUGCCAUGUUCCAGGAGAAGCAGCAGGAGCUACAGGCUGCAGUGUUAAAAGUGGAUCAGCUUACUCAGCAACUGGAGGAUUUAAGGAAAGGGAAACUGAAUGGCUUUCAGUCUUACAACGGACAGAUGACGGGACCUGCAGCACUAGAAUUAAAAAAGUUGUAUCAAGAGCUACAGAUCCGUAACAGGCUUAACCAGGAGCAGAACUCCAAGCUUCAGCAGCAGAAAGAACUCUUAAACAAACGUAAUAUGGAGGUGGCUAUGAUGGACAAGAGAAUCAGUGAGCUGCGUGAACGACUUUACAAGAAAAAAGUUGAGUUGAAUCGUAUUAAUGGAACUUCAUCACCCCAGUCAUCCUUGAGUGCUUCGGGAAGGGUGGCAGCAGUAGGACCUUACAUCCAAGUUCCGAGUGCUGGCACUUACACUGUACCAGUAGAUCCAGUUAAACCACAGUCUCUCACGAUUGCUUCUAGCUCAACGCAUGGAAGAUCAAAGUCUGCUAAUGAUGGAAAUUGGCCAAUACUUAAACAGAGCUCAACCCCUGUGGUAAAACCCCCUCAGAUUUCCAACACAGACUGGAAAGAAUCAAGCAUGGAUACUGCUUUAAAACAAGGAACUAUAUCCAGCCAACCUUUGCCGACUUCAGUAUUAGGAAGCACGGAUAAGCUGGGUCUUGACCUGGGGAAGGUGCCACCAACAGUUCCUGGUGUAAGCAAGCAGUUGCCUCAAAACUACGGGACCUAUCCAAGUCCAGUUCCCUUAGGAACAGGUUCUACAAAUUCUCUAGAAAGAAGGAAGGAUGGCAGUCUGCCCAGACCUGGCACCAGCGUAACAAAUCGGCAAAGACCUGUUCCGCUUCCGCCGCCAAGCAACGUACACCAGCCCAGCUCUUCACAACAGAUCCAGCAGAGGAUUUCAGUACCUCCCAGCCCUACGUAUCAACCCUCCGGUCCCCCCUUGUUUCCAGGAGGAGAUGGCAGGCCAGAACUCCCUUUAACUGUGGCAAUCAGACCUUUUCUAGCUGAUAAAGGAUCAAGACCUCAGUCUCCCAGAAAAGGGCCACAGACCGUGAACUCCAGUUCCAUCUACUCAAUGUAUCUUCAGCAAGCAACACCACCAAAGAAUUACCAACAAGCUGUAUACAAUACCUUAAAUAAGUCAGUAAAAGCAGUUUAUGGAAAACCCGUAUUACAGUCCGGUUCAACUUCUCCCUCACCCUUGCCAUUCCUUCAUGGUUCUUUGCCUGCCCAGACUUCCCCUCAGCCACAGUCUCAGCCUCAGACUGAGGUCCCUGAAAAAGAUCAAGAGCUGGAAAAUGCUCCACCACCCAGUGAAAACAGCAAUGUGGAAAACAUCCCUCGUCCCCUCAGUCCUACUAAGCUCACGCCUAUUGUGCAUUCACCCCUACGGUAUCAGAGCGACGCUGACCUCGAAGCGCUGAGAAGGAAACUGGCCAAUGCUCCUCGGCCACUGAAGAAGCGUAGUUCUAUCACUGAACCAGAAGGCCCAAGUGGACCAAAUAUACAAAAGUUGUUGUAUCAGCGCUUUAAUACUCUUGCUGGAGGAAUAGAAAGUGCUCCUUUCUAUCAGCCAGGCAACCCACAGGACUUCAUAGGCAUCUUGGCUGAUGUUGAUAAUGGCAACGCUAGUACCAACGGCAACAUUGAAGAGCCUGUUUCUGUGCAACCUACAGUUCCUCUUCCUGAUGAGCCACCCCCUUCGUCAGAUGCCAAUGACAAUGAAUUACCUUCUCCUGCUACUGAGGAACUGAUAACCAUGGAAACCACAAAUCAAACACCUGAGACCACCGAAGAUAACAACAACAAUCCCGCUAUAGUUCCUUCUACUGAACAGUCCCCCAGUCCCACGCCUGAGGUCAGUUCUCCAGUAGAAGAGGAAGCUCCUCUGCCACCUGCUGUUCCUCCUCCACUUCCUCCAACAAAACGUACCAACUUGAAGAAGCCGAACUCGGAAAGGACAGGCCACGGUUUGAGAGUGAAGUUCAAUCCAUUGGCACUCCUCCUCGAUGCUUCUUUGGAGGGAGAAUUUGAUCUCGUGCAACGAAUCAUAUACGAGGUUGAUGAUCCCAGUAAACCGAAUGAUGAAGGAAUCACACCUCUGCAUAAUGCCGUGUGUGCUGGUCAUCACCACAUUGUGAAGUUCCUGCUCGAUUUUGGUGUAAACGUAAAUGCAGCAGAUAGUGACGGAUGGACACCCUUGCAUUGCGCCGCUUCUUGCAAUAGCGUUCAUCUCUGUAAACUACUGGUUGAAUCUGGGGCAGCUAUUUUUGCUUCCACUAUAAGCGAUAUAGAAACUGCUGCAGACAAGUGUGAAGAGAUGGAAGAAGGUUAUAUUCAGUGUUCCCAGUUCCUGUACGGAGUGCAGGAGAAGUUGGGAGUGAUGAAUAAAGGAAUGGUGUACGCUCUAUGGGACUACGAAGCCCAGAAUAACGAUGAGUUGUCGUUCCACGAGGGCGACGCCAUCACUAUUCUAAGACGCAAGGAUGACAACGAAACGGAGUGGUGGUGGGCCCGCCUCAAUGAUAAAGAAGGCUACGUGCCUAAAAACCUUCUUGGGUUAUAUCCACGAAUAAAACCUAGACAGCGAACCCUUGCCUGAAUUCAGUUGUCCAAGAGUGCAAUACCGUGCUGGUAACUGGAAACACAAAACAUACACUGGAGCCAUCGUUUUUGAUCAUUUCACACAGAGAAAUAAAACUAUGCUAUUUAGUUUUAAUGGUGCUUUCUCUUGUUAAAUGGACAGCAUCCAAGAUUUUCCAAGAUCUGCAGUUUGUAAAUGAGGAUCAUUUUUAUGUGACCCGCCACUGAUGAGGAGAGCGAUACCUCCACUACCUGCAGUGUUGCGCUAACUAUCGUCUGAAGCGGUGUUCUAAGUGCAAAGUUCCGUGGUGGGAGCUUUCGUGUGUUAGAUGUUCAGAGGUGUCACUUGCGGAGUGCAGAUACGCUGUCCAGUUUGCUCCAACCCCACAGUAACUGUCCCACGUCAGGGUUUUGGCUAUUCUGUUCGAUACCAGUGAACGUUGAGUUCUCAUUACUGAUCAACUUUUUGGGUUCUAGGAUGUGAGAUCUUCACCUGUUACGUGCAUCAUUAAGUAGUCACCAAAGCUUUGUGAAGGCUAGGAUUUUACGGGGUAACAAACCCCACACUUAAAUCCUAGUCUAGACCACCCCAACGAAAGCUUUACGUAGUCUAGCAUCUAGUAUUAUUUGUGUUUAGAUUCGAGCUAGAGAACUAACAAAACAACAGUAUUUGUACACUUCUCAAAACCCCUACACCCUAUUUCACUUGGUGUUUUGUUUUUCUUAUUAUUCAGCCUACAGCACCAGUGUUAUCUCCACUAAGGUAAAGGUUCCCCUACUAACCACCUGAGUGUGUCCGUUCCGGACAGAGA